AUGGCCACUAAACUCUCCUCGAAAACCAAAAAGGCCAUAACCCUCAAAGGCUCUACACAGAUCGUCACCGAGUUUCUGAAAUACGCAUCGUAUACAAUCCUGUAUCAACGUGGCGUCUAUCCUCAGGAUGAUUUUCAUUUUGUUAAAAAAUAUGGGCAAACGCUACUAGUUAGCCAAGACCCUGCUCUAGAAAGAUACUUGGAUAACGUGCUAAAGCAAGUUCAUGAGUGGAUCAUGAAGGGCGAUGUCUCACAAAUCGUGUUGGCUAUUUUAACACGAGAGACGGGCGAGCCACUAGAAAGGUGGACGUUCGAUAUCCACGUCACGGAGGCUGCGCCCGGCGUGCUGGAAGGAACUGCCCCUUCCAAACCGGAUUCGGAAAUUCAAUCGGAAAUUCGUGCUAUCUUAAAACAGAUCUCCAGUGCUAUCACAUUCCUACCUGAUCACUAUGACCCUACUACUUUCAAGUUGCUUGCUUAUACAAGAGACAGCGGCGAGGCUCCUGUCGGUGAAUGGGUAGGCUCGGAUGCGCAUCUAUUGCCAGCUGCCGAAGCGCAACAAGUCAAACUUCGGAGCUUUAGCACAGACUUACAUCGGAUCGAAGCAAUGGUGGCUUAUCGCUAUACGGGCGACAACGCAUGA
Molecule: messenger RNA, 642 nt
Organism: Rhizoctonia solani
Lineage: Eukaryota; Fungi; Basidiomycota; Agaricomycetes; Cantharellales; Ceratobasidiaceae
Product: spindle assembly checkpoint protein
Exons: 3
Coding region: 1-642 (213 amino acids)
Biological process (GO): mitotic spindle assembly checkpoint signaling
Cellular component (GO): kinetochore; cytoplasm; nucleoplasm
Source: RefSeq, a predicted model, not a curated record